Molecule: messenger RNA, 1556 nt
Organism: Aspergillus calidoustus
Lineage: Eukaryota; Fungi; Ascomycota; Eurotiomycetes; Eurotiales; Aspergillaceae
Source: the annotation of a GenBank genome assembly
AUCCUCUUGCUCAUCGACAUUGCGCGCGCCCUAUUAUCUUUUCAUUCAGCGAAUGUAUAUUUAGCGCCUAUAUAUUUACAGCGACCUGUAAUAUUCGAGAUUUCGACGAGCAGCGACCCAAUAUCCCGUUCCCACGAUUCGGCCCACGAGCAGGCGACACCCGCUCUCUGUCCACGCCUGUGGGCAAACCAGGCAUGACCGACGUCUCGCGGUAUCUUCGAUUCGGCAGAUUCUCCGUCUCCGCGACCGGCGCCAUUUUCCUUACCUACUUCGUCCUCUACCUCCUUUCCUUCCGCUACUACCACGGCCUCAGCUAUCGCGAUCCAACAUCGUUCUUCUUCGACGCGGACCGCGCCUACGAACGACGAUAUUCUGCAAAGAGGGUUGAGGAGGCAAAUACAUUUAUCGCCAAUGCGGCCCACGUGAAGCCUCCAACGAGGGAACCCAGUGAGCAGCCUUCAUUAUGUGUGGGCAUAGUCUCGGUCCGUCGGAGGGGGGAUCAAUAUGUCGGGUUGACGGUAGGGUCGCUAUUGGAGGGUCUUAGCGAGUCCGAACGGCGCAAGAUGCUUCUAUACCUACGCAUCGGCAACACGGAUCCGACCGACCACCCGAUAUACUCUGAAAAAUGGGUAGAAACGCUCCCGGACCGCCUCUUGACCUAUUCGAAAGAUGAUCCCGACUUUGAGCAGCUACAACAAUGGGAGGAAGACGGCUGGUAUCGAAACAAGACUAUUUACGACUUUACGACACUGAUGAGCGAAUGUUAUAAGAGUGGUGCGGACUACGUUGCGAUGCUUGAAGAUGACACCCUAGCAGUCAAGGGCUGGUUCCCAUCUGCCAUGCGUGCUCUUAGCACAGUGCAACAGCGGACCGCUGGAAGAGAUUGGAUUUAUCUCCGUUUGUUCUAUAUCGACGGUCUUCUCGGGUGGAAUAGCGAAGAUUGGCCAAAAUACUUGGCUUGGUCUUUUAUUGUUUGGGCAGUUCUCACAGCCGGAAUGACUGCCUCCAAGCGCAAAUUCCAUCGCGAACUCAGAUCGAUCCCGAACAGCGCGAUCUGGAUGACAUCGUGUAUCUUCAUCCCCGCCGCGAUCGGCCUCCAUUUCAUGGCAGGUCGGCAAACGAUGUGGCCGCUGUCUCCCGGUGUCCACGAGAUGAACAAGUAUGGCUGCUGCUCGCAGGGACUCGUCUUCCCGCGCGCGAUUAUCCCGCGGUUCCUAGAGCAGACUGACCUCACGACUGACUGGUUGGUUGAUAUGAUGGUCGAGAAAAUCGCAGAUAGCCAGCGCUGGGCACGGUUCGCAGUGGUUCCGCCGUUACUCCAGCAUAUAGGGUCGACUAGCUCGAAGGGGUAUGGGUUUGACAAUUCGGCGAGCACGAUUUGGAAUUUUAGAUUUGAGGAGUAUCCUACAUGACUGCUAUAAUGACCAUAUAAUAUAUAUAUUGUGUUUUCAAGACACCUCGUCGACUAUCCAAUCGAUGGAGAGCCAGCACCGAGGUCAAUUACUCGUAGUUGAUGACCAGAGCAGAUGGCGAGAAGAUAGCCGGCCAUACUGCAG